Molecule: messenger RNA, 796 nt
Organism: Nicotiana tabacum (common tobacco)
Lineage: Eukaryota; Viridiplantae; Streptophyta; Magnoliopsida; Solanales; Solanaceae
Product: bZIP transcription factor 44-like
Biological process (GO): positive regulation of DNA-templated transcription
Cellular component (GO): nucleus
Molecular function (GO): DNA-binding transcription factor activity; transcription cis-regulatory region binding
Source: RefSeq, a predicted model, not a curated record
UUGGUCAUAAAAAAAUUUGGUCAUGGCUUCAUCAAGUGGGACAUCAUCAGGUUCAGGGUCAUAUACACUUCAGAACUCAGGCUCAGAAGAAGAUCUUCAACAAUUAAUGGAUCAGAGGAAGAGGAAGAGAAUGAUAUCGAACCGCGAAUCGGCUCGAAGAUCAAGAAUGAGGAAACAAAAGCAUUUGGAUGAUCUUAUGUCCCAAUUAGCUCAUCAAAGGAAAGAAAAUAACCAAAUUUUAACCACUAUGAAUGUCACAACCCAAUAUUAUCUCAAUGUUGAAGCUGAGAACUUAAUCUUGAGAGCUCAAGUGGCUGAACUUAGCAACAGAUUUGAGUCCUUAACACAAAUCAUCAGUUUCUUGAAUGCCAACAACAGUGGCAAUAGUCAAAUUGAGUAUAUGGCUGAUGGUUAUAUUAUGAAUGAUUCUUGGAAUUAUGUGUAUUCCAAUCAGCCAAUUAUGAAUGCAGACAUCUUGCAAUAUUAAUUUACAUGUGGUGGAAAUGGACUGUAACCUCUGGUUUAAAAUCUUGGAUUAUUUGUGAUUUUGAAUAUUUGUAUUAAACAAGGGAUUUAAGGGUUAAUAUUGUAACUGAUUUUGUAAAUCAUUUGAAGGCAAGAGGUGGUGAUCUACAAGGACUCUGAAAAAGAAAGGAUCCUUUAUCAGCAGCAGGAUCAAAGAUUAAAAGAUUUAGUAUCAGUAAUAUUAAAUAGUAUUAGUUUUAAAGCAUUGUGUUCAAGUAGUUGUAAGACUAAUAAUCCAUAUGAUAGUAGUCAUCAGUUAUUUUUAACUCUA